AAGGAGGCAGGAAAAGAGUGGGGCGAAUGUUGGUGAUCGGAGAGGAGAGAGUAAGGGGUGGUUGAGCACGAGAGAAAACCGCUACGAUGUACCGCAGUACGGGGUGGUGAGCUGCGAGCUGGCUCCUCGACAGUGAAAAACCAGUGAGCUGGAGGACAACCUGACACAAUCCACAGUGAUAUGUUAUCGGGACUGAUGUGUCUUGUCCAAGCGGUUUGCGAUCCGCCAUUUCCAUUCACCAAAAUUCUCAUACGUUUCGAUUCUCAUGAAUCGCAUCAACACGAGUCUUUCAUACCAUUGAACGUGGUAUCAAGUACAACUUCGUUAUUUUACGUAUCUCCUUGAGAAACUGUUCGAUCUUUGUAAGAGGGAAAAAUAUUUUUGUCGUGUGUGUGGAUGUAAUUCAGACAAUCUAUGGGGAUGUCGUAACUUUCGUGUUAUGUCAAGGCCGAUGCAGUAUGUAACAUGUCGAUAUGUCUCACUGGUUCAACCACGGUAUCUCGAUCUUAGACACUUGUCUCUGGAUUUCGCUGGAGGAAAAUGCGCCACAUUACCGCGAUAUUGAAAAUACCGGGUGAUAUUUGUCAGCGGUUAAAUGUUCCGUGAAAUUUCCUCAUGAGCCCUGAUCAGCUGAUUCUUCGUUUCUUCGCCAAUGGCAAUCGAGGCUGUGAAAAUUAUUAACGUUCGACGACGGUGAACGUCGAUUUAAUAUUCAUCAGUGGUUACCUUGAAAACGUUCCAUAUAAUCUUUUCUUAUACUUAUAAUCUCGUAUCGAUCAAAUCCAACAAUGCGCGGUUCGUUCAUGAAACGAGGAAUACGGAGAUUGAUGAAGACGAAGUAGACAGUAACAUUCCAGUGAAUAUUCAUCGAAUUGAUAACUAUUCGUUGUUUACGAAAGAAGGAAAAUCUAUAUCGUGUGUUGUUUUCAAGUGUACGGUCGUUAUUUAUCCGUGAAGCAUAUGACGUUUGUGCUAACGUACAUUCAGAGAUUUACAUUAUGGACGAAAUCUGAAGGUAACAUCAAAAAUAAUUUCGAAACACGCACAGUACUCGGCAAGCCAUAACGAUGCUCUUUCUAGGAGAUUAGUGGGCAAUAUAAAGCUGAUCGCUUUGCAACUUGUCGCAACAUUUCUAAUCAAACGCUUAUAAUAGUUCCCACCAUACAAUCGAAUGUUUCAAUCAAGAACAAUAUGAUGAAAUAAUAUUGCAAUGAUCAUGACCUUAGAUACUGACCAUCACGUGACUUCGUUUAGAUCAAUCAGAAGUCUGCCGUGACAAGAAGCUGCUACCUAUUUUUGUUGAAUGGAAAGCUGGUCGUUAAAACCACAGCGAUCAGUUAAAUCGCCUCUGAGAACGUUAAAGCAAUUUGUUUAAUUAUAUGUUUAUGAUACGUUUCCUUUUGGUCGAUACAACGAACAAGCAUUGGCGGAAGCAUUCGCAUUUGCACAUGGAUCAAAAAGAGUUCUGACAAUGCGUUGUACAAAUAACAAUGAUCAUUUGAAUUCUCUGAAAUUAGCAUCAUUGGGAAUAAUGAGAAUGUAUUUAUCGAAUGUAUCGCGUAGCUUCAGUGCAUCGACUGUUAAUGCAGCAUUAUAAUGUUUAUCGAUAUAAUGGCAAUAACCACGAGAUUGACUGUUAUUUGACAUCAAUUAAAAAGUUGAUAACUGUUGAACGAAACCUUUUUCAGCAGACUUGCUACACUCGUUAAAUUUUUGAAGAUUAUUGUUAAACAUAGAUGAUAGAGGAUACUUAGAGGAUACUUUUGAGAUUGUUGUUGAAGUUGCUCACAUUUGAUAGUUACGCUAGAUUGGUUAAUAGCUGUUGCAUAGUUAUGCAAUAUAUGCGAAACGUUAUUUCGCACCUAUUUUUAAACAAUUUUCCUUACAUUGAUAUUGCAUUUAUGUCGAGAAUAUACAGAAAUAUAUCGAAAUGUUGUAAUGAUUUUGAUCGUAAGGCAUAGAGUAUAUUGUAAGAGCACUGCACUUGUUAACUGGGGUCACCAGCCCUGAGAAAUUUCUAAAAUACGAUUCUGUCGAUCGAUUCUAAACGAAAAUUUGCAUUUUUCAAUCGAAGCGUAAUUUCACGUUUCAUCCAAACGUUCUACGAAACGUUUAAUAAAGCAAAUUUCAAAGUGGAUAGUUAUUAAUUUCCCACGCUUAAUUGCCAAUAUUUAACUCUUAAUUAAUUAAUUGUAAACAUACAUUAUAUAGAGGUUACAUAGUUUACACGUUCCAGCGAAGUUAAGAGAAAUUCAAUUAACGAAUUCCUCCAAUUCGAAAGCAUUCGGACAAACUUUUACAGUCGGAGAACAAUUUAUUUGAUCGUUUGCACGAGAGAACGUUUUCGAGAGAUAAUUCCAACUUUUGUCAACGACCUGCAAAGGAAGAAUAAUAUGUUCCUAAGGAUGUAACGCUUCGCCACCGAAGGUGGCAAUCAUCGAGUUUGAUACAUCAAGCGUAUCGAUUAGAAAUUAUAUUGAUACCUCGAAGCGAGUACAAAUUGCUUUCGAAGUGAUUAAAUUCAUAACAUAAAGAAUUCCUAAUAUAAAUCGUUUUAAGGAACAGAAAGAAGCAAAAGGAGAAAAGGAUUAAAAAAUCAAAAUCAAUAUUCAUAAUAUAAAUUAUCGUAAGGAACAGAGGAAAGCAGAAAGCAAAAAAGGAUCAAAAAUAAAGAAUCAAAUAAUUACAAUAUUCGAUUCUAUAUCGUGAUUUUAUUAAUCUGCUAAUCAUGAUGGAAAACGAUUUCAAGUUGUGCGAUCGGUUUGACUGUUUGAAAGUAAUUCGCGAUUUAUUGAAAUACGACGUUUGGACGCAUCAUAUUCCCAUGACGUAGUCCGCAAUGUGAGGGUGGCAAUUUGAGGAUGAUGUUAUCGGAGGGACAUCAUAGAUCGAUUCGUACGCUAGUUGUACGAUCACGCGCAACAAAGUGAAGCUUCCACCAGGAAAGAAGGAACAUCGGGCGAACGAGUCGGCGUUCCGUCAACUGUUCGCCCUGUUUCAUCAGCGUAAGCCUCGGGAUCCUCUUCGAGGCCAAAACGCUGCCUCGUCGGUUCCUUUACUCGAGAUGGGCGCUAGAGCAUGGGACUACGAGGCACUGCCGGAACUCCAUACCUCGGCGGCCGUCACACCUACUUCCACGCCGCCAAAUGCACAGCAGAAGACGCAUCCGCCGAGGGUCUACUUCCAGGCAGAGAAUUUGGCCUCCACCAGGAGACGGAGCAGCUCAAGGUUACUCGCUCCUCAAUCCUCCUGCAGGAGACGCAGCAGAAGCAUGAGUGCAUGGGGUGAUCUGUCGAGAUCGUCGUUCAAACUCGAUGAGAGAGUUCGUGUUGAAUAUUACGUGAACGAAAACACGUUCAAGGAACGACUUCAGCUGUACUUCAUCAAAAAUCAACGUUCGAGUUUGAGGAUACGAUUGGCUAACUUGUUCUUCAAGCUACUAACAUGCUUCUUAUACAUAUUCAGAGUGAUCACCGACAACGAUCCAACUUACGCAGCAUGUUACGGUUGCACGCCCGGCAACAAAACCGAGUUCCUCGCAUCCCAGAAUCUUACCGAGGAGGAAUUUCAAGAGCACCCGACCAUCAACUGGGACGCGAUUUUAUGGGUGAGAAGGCCAUUGGAAUUGUGGGUCGUCCAGGUGAUCCUGGCAAUAGUAUCACUUACGGAAGCAUUGCUGCUCGCCUAUCUGGGUUACAAGGGAAACAUCUGGCAGCAGCUUCUCUCUUUCCACUUCAUCCUGGAACUAGUCAACACCAUUCCGUUCACGAUCACGCUACUUUAUCCACCAAUGCGAAAUCUGUUCAUCCCGGUAUUCCUAAACUGCUGGUUGGCAAAACAUUCAUUGCAGAAUAUGUUCAACGAUCUACACAGAGCUAUGCAAAAGUCCCAAUCAGCUUUAAGUCAGCAACUUAUGAUCCUUAGUGCAACGUUACUGUGCCUUGUCUUUACUAGCGUAUGUGGGAUUCAACACUUCCAGAGAGCGGGGCACAGGCAUCUGAAUCUGUUUCAAAGCACAUAUUACGUUGUAGUCACGUUUUCUACGGUCGGUUACGGGGAUUUUGUACCUGACAUUUGGCCCUCGCAGCUUUACAUGGUCAUCAUGAUCUGCGUUGCUCUCAUAGUUCUACCUACUCAGUUUGAACAGUUGGCUUUCACGUGGAUGGAAAGACAAAAACUAGGUGGCUCGUAUUCCUCGCACAGAGCGCAAAGCGAGAAACACGUGGUGGUAUGUAGUACAACGCUGCAAGCCGACACCAUCAUGGAUUUUCUAAAUGAAUUUUACGCCCAUCCCCUUCUACAGGACUACUACGUUGUAUUAUUGUCACCUAUGGAGCUGGAUACCACGAUGAGAAUGAUUCUACAAGUGCCCAUUUGGGCGCAAAGGGUAAUCUAUAUUCAAGGAUCGUGUUUGAAAGAUAGUGAUCUUACCAGGGCGAGAAUGAACGAGGCCGAAGCCUGCUUCGUUCUUGCUGCGAGAAAUUACGCUGACAAAACCGCUGCUGACGAGCACACGAUACUCAGAUCGUGGGCAGUGAAGGAUUUUGCACCAAACGUUCCUCAGUACGUACAAAUCUUCCGUCCGGAGAACAAACUUCACGUGAAGUUCGCGGAACACGUGGUGUGCGAAGACGAAUUCAAGUACGCCCUUUUGGCGAAUAAUUGCACGUGCCCUGGUGCUUCAACCUUGGUUACUCUUCUACUGCACACUUCCAGGGGACAAGAGGGACAGCAAUCGCAAGAAGAGUGGCACAGGCUGUACGGUAAAUGUUCCGGAAACGAGAUUUAUCACAUUAUUCUCGGAGAUUCUCGAUUUUUCGGCGAGUACGAGGGUAAAUCCUUCACUUACGCGUCCUUUCACAGUCAUCGUAAAUAUGGGGUGGCAUUAGUCGCGGUCCGCCCAGCGGAACUUCCGGAAUUUUACGAAGAUACCAUCCUUUUAAAUCCUGGUCCGCGACACAUAAUGAAGAAAACGGACACCUGUUACUACAUGAGCAUUACAAAGGAGGAGAAUUCGGCGUUCGUGGUGGCGAACAACCAAACUGGAACCGUGGCGGAGGGUACGCAAGUGGUCGUAGAGACGAAGACCGAUGGGACCGGAAACAUGAACAGUAAUUCGGCCAGUAACACAACAACGAACAACACCACUACCACGAUGAACUCUGGCACAGGGGCAGGCACUACGACGACAACGACGACGACGAUCUCUACCAGCUGCACGAUCGCCGGUGGUGAUGGGAACGGUACUGCAAACAAGCCCGGUGCCAACGAGCACCAUCGUUAUUCCAACAGUUGUAACAAUGCGCUGAACGAAACAGCUUGCUGCAGACAGGAGACGACCUGCACGGGGCCCCGUGGACAGAACGUACACGGUACACAGGCACACAGGGCCCCACAGGUUAUUUUGCAGGUCCUCCCUAGCACGCCCACACCACUCGAACACCACAACAUACUCGCAUCCAAUGUCCACCCAACCUAUUUAGACCCAGGAGGAUUUGGAGAUUCGCGACAGUGUUUGAAAGAUGGAGGAUCCUCGCCGCAGACACCGAUAACCGGAAAUCAUUUGGACGUUCCACGAUCCUUAGAUCCGAAUCCCAAUCUGCUCAGUCCCGAAAUCCUCACACAAAGAAGAGGAAGUAGGAGACCGAGCAUUUUACCAGUUCCGGACAUGUUAACGAGCUCAACCUUGCAUCUUCCCGGUCAAGAGUCUUUAGACCACGAAGGUGACGAGUCUGAGGACGAAAUGGACGACGACGUACCUUGGAGAUCGCCCAGCGAGAAAAUAGCUUUCAAAGGGAUCGUUAAAGGAUUUCCACCUGUUUCACCCUUCAUAGGGGUCUCGCCAACUUUAUGUUAUUUACUGAAAGAAAAGAAACCACUCUGCUGUCUUCAGCUUGCACAGGUGUGCCAACAUUGUAGCUACAGAAACGCGAAAGAGUACAAUUGGCAGAAUAAGACCAUUAUCCUGGCAGCUGAUUACGCUAGUAAUGGGAUCUAUAACUUCAUAAUUCCUUUAAGGGCUCAUUUUAGGUCAAAAACUUCGUUGAACCCAAUCAUUCUUCUGCUGGAACGGACACCGGAAAUUGCGUUCCUCGAUGCGGUGUCUUACUUUCCUUUGGUAUACUGGAUGCGAGGUACUAUCGAUUGUUUGGACGAUCUUCUUCGCGCUGGUAUCACUCUAGCGGAAAAUGUCGUCGUCGUAAACAAGGAACUUAGUAAUUCCGCAGAAGAAGACACUUUGGCUGACUGCAAUACCAUCGUCGCGGUUCAGACGAUGUUUAAAUUCUUCCCUAGCAUAAAAAGCAUAACGGAGCUCUCACAAUCGAGUAAUAUGCGUUUCAUGCAAUUCAGGGCACACGACAAGUACGCUCUUCAUCUCAGUAAAAUGGAAAAGAGAGAAAAGGAAAGAGGCUCGCACAUAUCUUAUAUGUUUCGAUUGCCUUUUGCGGCUGGCAGUGUCUUCAGUGCUUCUAUGCUGGAUACACUUCUUUAUCAAGCAUUUGUUAAAGAUUAUAUGAUAACGUUCGUGAGAUUGCUGUUGGGUGUGGAUCAAGCGCCAGGCUCUGGAUUUUUAACAUCGAUGAGAAUUACGAAGGACGACAUGUGGAUCAGAACCUAUGGUAGAUUAUAUCAAAAGCUGUGUUCGACUACUUGCGAAAUUCCCAUUGGUAUUUACAGAACGCAAGACACCACAGUUUCAGACACGUCUCACGGCGACUCAGACGCGGAGAGCGAUGCCGGCGUCGGCGUGACGUACAAGGUGCGUCAUUCGGCGGCAGCUUCGUGCCUUGCGAAUUGCGCCACCCGCGACAAGGGUGCCUCAGCUCAGUACUCCGUAAGCCUCGGGGACGAGGCACGAGACAACCACGCCCAGCAGAUUGAGAGAGCCGAGAUCGCCAACUUGGUCCAUUCCCGAAUGGAGUCGUUGAACCUCCCAGUAGCCGAUUACGACGACGUCUCCGAGAAACGAAACAGCCUCUCCUACGUGAUCAUCAAUCCCAGCUGCGAUCUGAAGCUCGAGGAAGGUGACAUCGUGUACCUAGUUCGACCAAGUCCGUUCUCCGCGCAGAAGACUUUCGAACGACACAAUUCAAGGAGGAAGAGCAACAUCAGCUUCUGUUCGGCCCAACUGGUAUCGCAAAUGAGCGCAGCGGUGGCUUCGGCCGGUUUACCGGGAGCUGGGGCAGGAAGUCGUCGAGGAUCGGGAAUCGGUUUGCCAAGAGCUCCUCCGUUGAGCACCACCAAAUCGAAUUCCUUGUCCUUACCAGACAGUCCGACGGUGGCUGGCGCUCUACGUGGUCGUUCCAAUUCUCUGAGAGUGGUCGACGACAUUCUGCUGAGACGUAGCAACUCGUUGAGGCAAGGACUGACGAUAAGUAGAAGAAAAAGCAGUUUAGAAGACAUAGGUUUAGGUGCUCUGUCGCAUCCCUCGAACCACAACCCGAUUAAAAUAGCGCUGAAUGGAUCCAUUGGUCUGGAAGUAACUCCACCUGAGGAAGGCUCCCAGACAGCUAUAGCUAGCAACACAGGAAUCCUGGACGUUGGUCUGCCUUCUAUGCCAGAGUUGACCGCUGCCCUGGGAUCCAAUAUCGAUCCUUGCCUAGGUGGAUCUCUAGGUGGAUUGUACGAUCCUCCGAAUCUUCAGGGCCCGUUAGGUUCACAGUCGCCGCAGAUCCAAGGCGGUACGCAGGAUCCUCAGUACAUACAGGGGACGAUCGUAUGAUAUAACCUUAUGUGGGGACGCAGGUUCUCCGGCAUGGUGCGAAACAAAUGGCUGUAGCGUUCCCACAUGACACGUCAAGAUCACUAGUUGGGAUGUUGAUUCUCAGCAUCCUGAUUGCCGACGAUUUUGGUGGGAUUAAAUGGUAGUGACGAUAACGAUGAAUUACGAGGCGGCCGGAGAGCAAAGGUGUUUCAAUGUCACAGAGGAGGAUGGCACACUGUGGCCGGACUUUUAUGAUUACGGUGAACAGCUUAGAAGAAUUUUUUACUCCGUUCUACUUUGGUAGUUUGAGUUUAGCUUAGCGGCGAUGGUAGAACGAAGAUAUUUGACUCGAACCAUCGGGGACCUAAGCGUUGCGACGUCGUAUAGUCGCGACUGUGAUACGUCAGAACGCUGAUUCUUCGUUUUCUACAUUUGGAUGGAACUGGGCGUUAGUCGUUGUAACGUGACUCGUAUUAAGUAAUCGUUACAAGCCAUAAUCGUAAUUAGCCGAACAAAUGAUCUAAUUACGUUUGUUCAAAUGAUAAAUUAUCGGUUGAUCUCUGAUAAACCUAUCGACUUCUUCUCGUUCGAUAUAUACGUAAUUCUGAUUUAGCGUUACUGAAAAUUUCAAAGUUUAAUACGAAUUUUAAAUUAUUUAAAUUAGUACAAAUAAAUUGAAUCAUAUGUAGAAGCGUUAUUCGAUUGAAAAUUUCGUUCGAACGAUGCCCAGUUCAACCAACGUAUAGUUGUUUCAACGAAGGUACGAUACUAUGUUAAUACUAAUUCUCUAUUUGUAGAUAGUGCGAUCACGCGUUUCGAGCAACCACAAUUUGUUGCGAGUUUCGUUUUACAAUAUCCAUUGAUAUAUCUCAUGGCGUGUGUAGUGGUCUAUGUUCUUAAAACGUUUUGCUCUCUAGUCGACUCUAGCGUCCCGACCUCCGUGGAUCCGAUCGAAAUUUUCAGCGAUCCAAAACGACGACGAGUAUAUGCUAGAUGAAGAAACUCGCGGUAACGCGUGCCAGAGGUCCAGUGACGCAGUUAAUCAAUUCGAGAAAUUAUUAAAACGAAGAAGAAAAAAGCUUGCGACGAUGGACAAGAUUUAACGACUCCAUGAUACAUUUGAAAAUUGAAUGAAAUAUUAUUAAUUCUAUCGUUAAAUAUUUAAAAUAGUAUAAUUUCUUUUUGUUCGAUAAGAAAUUGAAACCCAAAAAUUUAUAUCAGUACGAAAUUACAUAAAUAUAAAAUUGUUUAGAGCAUAUGACACACAUGCAGAUUAAUCAGAAAUUUAUUUAUGAACACAAAAGCAUUGAAAACCUCUUAGCACUUUAACGUUAUAAAUUAUGUAUCAUUUUUUACCACUAAUAACGUUCGAAACCAAGAUAAUUUUGAUUUUUAUAAGUGUCCAAUACAAUAGUAAAAUUUUUUAAUAUUUUCAACGAUGACAUUUACUUUUGUAAACAUUUUUGUACCUUUUGUAAGGUACUUUUAUACCUCUUAUUUUGUACUCAAUCAUGAGUUUGUGAAUACUUAGUAGAUUCUGAAUUUGCUAUCAUUUUAUCGGAUAAAAAGAAAUGACAAAACACGUAAAUAUACACUGACACGAAUUUUUUUGAGCAACGUAACAAGUAUCAGCAUGUACGAUUUUUGCCCGUAUGUGGUAAAACGAACAGUUUAUAUACGAUAAUAUUUAGUAUACAACGCUGAAGAAAAUAAAUUCUUGUCCUUCGUCACACGUGAUAGCCGACAGAAGUAGGUAAGAAGAAAGAAACGUCUCCCUAGUGCAAACCCCGAUUCUUACGUAGAGUCACGUUCUCGGGGUGAACGUGAGAUAAUUUUAUACUAGAACCAAUUUACGACAAGAGUAUAUCUUAUAAAUAUGAUUAUAAAUAUAAAUACAUGACCAUUUUAAUCAUAUCAUGCGAGGAACUCAGAAAAACACCGAUUGGUGGAGGAUCGUUAUACGUCUAGAGAAGAUGAACAGGAUAGGACCUAUAAGAGCGAAGAAUUGAGAAUAAAGUUUCGCUUUGACAAGUAAAUGACAAGUUCACAUUGGUAAAAUGAUUUUCAAUGGUUUGAACUCGGAUAAGAGUUGAGCUAAAACUGAGUAAUUUGAACGAAGCUUGAUAAAAAUUCUUCGAUUAUAAUGGUCCGUAAGCCUGGUUCUACGUUUGCGAAAUAAUCGAAAUAAUCGACUAAUAAACACAAAAGAUAAUCGUCUAGUCGAAAUUGUAGUUGCCAUUCGAUCGAACGAAGGUUACUCACUUUUAAGCAAACGCGAUCUUUACUUCUCUUCUUAUGAUUAGUUCGAAACAAGGCAAUCCUCGUUGAAAUCUUUUAUCGAAGUCCUUCGAGUUUAUAAUGUUUAAUCAGACGAAUUGUUUGUUCUUAGCGAUGAAAGAGAAACAAGAAUCAAGAGAAAAAAAAAGAGAGUAAAGUUUCGACAAUCCGUUUAAUCAGUUAGGUGAAUACGUAGCCGUCGUUAGUAACGACUUAAUUGUAUCUAUAUAUUAUAUUUCUUGACUCAAUCGUUUCUCGACCAAUUUACACGUUUCUCCGACCAAACGUCAUUUUAUCGAGUACCUGCUUCGAUGCUGCUUCCGCUACGCCCGGCCCGUUUUGUCGUUCGAUUAUCAGCGAUCGGAUUAGCUUCAUCUUUUGGUUCUUAGUCGAAGAAUAUUGUCAAUAUACUAUAAUCGAUGAAUUUCGUAUACUACUCAAAUUCAUCGAACUAUAUCGAAAUACGAAACAAUUUCCAAAAACAAUCAUUGUAAAAGGCCCAGCGUGGAACGUUUUCCGAGCACGAGCCCGAUUAAAGCCAAACAGAUUCUGCAUUUUUCGUUAUAGAGCAUAAAUGAAGCGAAUCGAUCGAUCUCCCCGUCAAUCCUUAUAGUUCACAUAAUCAUUAUUCUAUUUAGCCAAAUAUGCAAAUGAAUUUUCUGUAGCGAUAAAUCGUUGAUCUGGCCGCGAGCAUUUUACACUCUCUUCGAUAUAUUUCUCUGGCCCGUUUUUUCAGCCUCUUUGACUUUCUCUCGCUCAUUAACUCUCUGUCUUUCUCACCUUGAUUAGCGUAACGAAACCCGUCCCGUCUACGUACAUCGACCAUCUUCGUCGACGUUGAUGGCUCGUAGAGUUUAGUACACAGUUUGAGACGCAGCCGUGGUAUUUUUCAACGAUGAUUUUCUACGAUCUAACGACCGAUGAAAGCACCGAAAACGAAAACGAGUCUCUGGUUAAUCCAGAGAUCUGUACGUUAUGCUCUGAUUAUGAAAACUCGAUGCGAAGGAUUCUACAAGCGUUUAGUUUAAUAAAAGACAGAAAGCAUGUAGAAGUUCGAAAAGUAUAGCUAUAACGUGGUAACGAAUGAAAACACGUGUAUAAGCUUUUCAAAGUUCGAGGACAUCGAUGGAUGUUGAUAAGCUCGUAGCACUCGUGAUAAAUAUUCAUACGUGGCAAGUUUUUAUUUAAUCUUCUGUAACGUGAUGCAGUGAAAUGUGGAUUAUCGACGAUUAAUAUAUCAAUUAAUGGAACAUUCGAUUAAUCGAAAAUUUAGAGAUGCACUUUUGUAGGGGAAAUUGAAGAACAAGAAUAGAAGUUGAAAGAAAUUGUUACAUUUUUAUGCAAAUGAUUCUUUUUUCCUGUUCGAUAUUAGGUGAUACUUGUGAAAUAAAUUCAGAUUUUUUUUUAGAAGAUUAAAUAAGAACUCAAUAGCUUCGUGUUAAGAAAACGAAAUUGCAAAACAUGAUACACAAACACGAUUGAAACAAAAAUUACGAAAUUUCGACAGAAAUCUUCUUGCGGGAGAAAUUCCUGUGAAUCUUGUAUUUUUCGAUACUAAAGGGAUUCUGCUACCUAUAUCUUUACCGACUCAACGACCGAAGUGAAAACGAAAAAAAAAAAAACAGAACAAUAAAAGCAUAAAAAAA
Messenger RNA from Bombus impatiens (common eastern bumble bee), 11628 nucleotides. It is a transcript of the gene SLO2, whose product is annotated as potassium channel subfamily T member 2. The transcript has 24 exons. The coding region runs from base 3065 to 7723 and encodes 1552 amino acids. Lineage: Eukaryota; Metazoa; Arthropoda; Insecta; Hymenoptera; Apidae. Gene Ontology annotation, molecular function: intracellular sodium-activated potassium channel activity. Gene Ontology annotation, biological process: potassium ion transport. The record is from RefSeq and is a predicted model, not a curated record. Gene Ontology annotation, cellular component: membrane.